CGUUCGGAGGUGCCGCCGUGAGCUGCCACGUCCGAGGCCGGGAGCUGCCGCCGCACCAGCCAUGGUGUCAGUAAUUAACACCGUGGAUACUUCCCACGAGGACAUGAUUCAUGAUGCCCAGAUGGACUACUAUGGCACCCGCCUGGCAACCUGCUCUUCCGACAGGUCCGUCAAAAUCUUCGAUGUGCGCAAUGGAGGGCAGAUCCUCAUUGCCGACCUCAGGGGUCACGAAGGUCCUGUGUGGCAAGUGGCCUGGGCCCACCCCAUGUAUGGCAACAUCCUGGCCUCCUGCUCCUACGACCGGAAAGUCAUCAUCUGGAAAGAGGAAAAUGGCACCUGGGAGAAGACCCACGAGCACACAGGACACGACUCCUCAGUAAACUCUGUAUGCUGGGCGCCCCACGACUAUGGCCUGAUCCUGGCCUGCGGCAGCUCCGAUGGGGCUAUUUCCCUACUGACUUACACCGGCGAAGGCCAGUGGGAAGUGAAGAAGAUCAACAAUGCUCACACCAUUGGCUGCAACGCUGUCAGCUGGGCCCCCGCUGUUGUACCCGGAAACCUCAUAGACCAGCCACCGGGGCAGAAACCCAACUACAUCAAGAAGUUUGCAUCAGGCGGCUGUGACAACCUCAUCAAGCUGUGGAAGGAGGAGGAGGACGGCCAGUGGAAGGAGGAGCAGAAGCUGGAAGCACACAGUGACUGGGUUCGCGACGUGGCCUGGGCCCCCUCCAUCGGUCUGCCAACCAGUACCAUUGCCAGCUGCUCCCAGGAUGGACGUGUAUUCAUCUGGACCUGUGAUGAUGCCUCGGGCAGUACAUGGUCUCCCAAACUGCUGCACAAGUUCAACGAUGUGGUGUGGCAUGUGAGCUGGUCCAUCACAGCCAAUAUCCUGGCCGUGUCGGGGGGAGACAAUAAGGUGACCCUGUGGAAGGAGUCGGUCGACGGGCAGUGGGUAUGCAUCAGUGACGUCAACAAGGGCCAGGGAUCCGUGUCCACCUCCGCCACAGAGGGACAGCAGAACGAGCAGUGACAGGACGGCAGGGCCUGCUCCUUACCUGCCACCUCCAGGACUGCCCCUCCCUGGGCCAGCCAACCAGGCCAACUGGGAAGAGGUGUUCCCAACACGACAAGAUUUUCCCAGGAGCCGUUAUGGAUGCUGCCCCAGAGCGAGCGUCUGCCUUAAAUUACAGUUUGUAAUUUACUCUCCGGCUGAAAGCACCCAUGUCAUGAAGAAAAAAACUACAAUGAUCUUCAAAUCUAUUAUUUUAAAAUAUUUUUUGGCCACUUUUAUGUAUCUUUUGGGUUCAGGCAUUAUUUGGGGGUUUUGUUUCCAAAGUAAUUAAAUAAAAUCAUAUUGCUUAUAA
Messenger RNA from Loxodonta africana (African savanna elephant), 1364 nucleotides. It is a transcript of the gene SEC13, whose product is annotated as SEC13 homolog, nuclear pore and COPII coat complex component. The transcript has 9 exons. Gene Ontology annotation, molecular function: protein binding; structural molecule activity. NCBI's taxonomy places the organism in Eukaryota, Metazoa, Chordata, Mammalia, Proboscidea, Elephantidae. Gene Ontology annotation, cellular component: nuclear pore outer ring; COPII vesicle coat. Gene Ontology annotation, biological process: positive regulation of TOR signaling; protein import into nucleus; COPII-coated vesicle budding. The record is from RefSeq and is a predicted model, not a curated record. The coding region runs from base 62 to 1030 and encodes 322 amino acids.